CCUAUCUUGAGCCAACGAAAUCCCCGCCCGCGCGGAAGAACCGAUUGCUUUGCUUCACGCGCUGCUGACUGGUGGUGGUGAACGGGGGUUCUGUUUUGAAUGAGGAAAACACUGUCUAUCAAGCGUCACAUGCUGGGGCCGCGGAAGAUCGCUUCCUGAAAUGAUCUUCGUCGUUGGUUCAUCUUAUUUUUCCACUGAUGUUUUUGCAACUCUAGAUUCUGUCAUUUAACAUUCAUACCGCAAUGAUAAGCAAAGUUAAAAACGCGAUGACCACGCUGGUGGGAGGAAUGAUGCCGCACGGCCACCACCAUCAGCACGGCUCUGGGAACGUUCAGAACUGCGGUCCGGACGGUCUACCUCCACGGUUUCCCUACGGUCGACCCGACUUUCUAGACCUAACCCAGGAGCUCCUCCAAUACUCGACGGAACAUGCUACGCGACCGGUGCUCACGUUAAAAACGGACAGCAGGCUUCCUUGGCGGACGGGAUACGCAGAGGUGAUCAACGCAGGGAAGAGCAUGCUGAACGAGGACCAGGCUUGCUGUGAGAAGCUGCUGAUCAGGAAGACCAGCGGCAAGCAGCGCAACUCCACCAUGCUGGAGGACAACGGGGACGGAACAGGGAUCCCCAUGUUCUACUGGGGCGUGUUCGACGGGCACGCGGGCUCCGGCGCGGCCAUCGUGGCUUCCAAACUCCUCCACCGCCUGAUCAGGGACCGGCUGGGCGACAUCGCCCACCUGCUGGAGAACCCCACCGCUGCUCCUCCUAUCUGCCUGGCAAAGAAUGGGAGCCCCUACCAAGCGGACGUGAAGAAGGGGGCGGGCCAGGGCUCGGCGGAGGAUGGCGACGCGGUCAGCGACGCCGCCGUCCGCUUCCACAUGGAGAAGACGGUCAGUCUGGAGAGCCUGGUGAUGGGAGUCAUAGAGAACGCCUUCAAGCAGAUGGAUGAGCUGAUAGAGAAGGAGAAAGCCUCCUAUGCCAUCUCAGGGGGUUGCUGUGCCCUGGCUGCUGUUCACCUGAUGGGGAAGCUGUACGUCGCCAACGCAGGAGACAGCAGAGCCAUAAUCAUCCGCAAUGAUGAGGUCAUCCCGAUGUCCAACGAGUUUACUCCAGAAUCAGAGAGGCAGCGUCUGCAGUACCUGGGCUUCCUUAGGCCAGAGCUGCUGGGUAAUGACUUCACACACAUGGAGUUCCCCAGGAGGAUCCAACACAAGGAGCUGGGCAAGAAGAUGCUGUUCAGAGACCACACCAUGACCGGCUGGGCCUACAAGACCAUCGUGGAGGAUGACCUGAAGUUUCCUCUCAUAUACGGAGAAGGAAAGAAGGCUCGUGUCAUGGCCACCAUCGGAGUUACGCGAGGUCUGGGAGAUCAUGAACUGAAGGUGUUUAACUCCAACAUCCACAUCAAGCCCUUCCUCUCCUGCUGUCCUGAGGUGAAGGUGUACGACUUGUCUGACUACAAGCAUGGCCCCGAUGAUGUCCUGGUCAUGGGCACAGAUGGAUUGUGGGACGUGACCACCGACAGGGACGCCGCUGAUGCCGUGUCUGGCUUCCUGGCCUGCUGCGACCCCACCGACCCCCUGAGGUACACACUGGCGGCCCAAGACCUGCUGAUGAGGUCACGCGGCGUGCUGAAGGAGCGGGGCUGGAGGCUGCCCAAUGACAGACUGGGCUCGGGCGAUGACAUCACCGUGUUUGUGAUCCCGCUGGCGGAACGCGAGGUGGCGGAGACAUGACAGGCCGUGUCGCCCUGACAACCUAGAGAGGACACACCCGCCGUGCUCGGAGGACGGUGCUCAACGCUGCCCCCCCCCCAUCACCAUUUCGCCGCCCCC
Messenger RNA from Hypomesus transpacificus, 1835 nucleotides. It is a transcript of the gene ppm1j, whose product is annotated as protein phosphatase, Mg2+/Mn2+ dependent, 1J. The coding region runs from base 243 to 1736 and encodes 497 amino acids. The transcript has 10 exons. Gene Ontology annotation, molecular function: protein serine/threonine phosphatase activity. NCBI's taxonomy places the organism in Eukaryota, Metazoa, Chordata, Actinopteri, Osmeriformes, Osmeridae. Gene Ontology annotation, biological process: protein dephosphorylation. The record is from RefSeq and is a predicted model, not a curated record.